Triplophysa rosa is the source of this 6088-nucleotide messenger RNA. It is a transcript of the gene cpda, whose product is annotated as carboxypeptidase D, a. The coding region runs from base 104 to 4162 and encodes 1352 amino acids. NCBI's taxonomy places the organism in Eukaryota, Metazoa, Chordata, Actinopteri, Cypriniformes, Nemacheilidae. Gene Ontology annotation, biological process: proteolysis. The transcript has 21 exons. Gene Ontology annotation, molecular function: zinc ion binding; metallocarboxypeptidase activity. The record is from RefSeq and is a predicted model, not a curated record.
AGUACCUACUAAAAAUACCCCGACGUCAGGCUGAAGAAAGGACCUGGCUCAGGGCGGACAAAUUUAGUGAUUUCAUGUGUGAGUCAAAGGACUCCACGGAAACAUGUCGGGUCAGAGGGUAACCAACUUGCAUAUAGCGAUUAAACACUCGCUGUCGGUUUUAUUGCUGCUCUUUAUUUUAAUCAGAUCCAUCAACUCAGUUCGUUCCGCCGAUCAGAGAGGGGAGGAAGUAACGUUAGAGACUUACAAUAAAUACUACAAUUACGAUGAAUUUACAGACCUUCUUAAAAGUCUCUCUCAGAAAUACUCAAACAUCGCAAAUUUGACCAGCAUUGGGAGGUCCGUGGAAGGCAGGGAGCUAUGGGUGAUGAGAAUCACCAGGGACCCCAAUGCUGAUGUACCGGGAAAGCCCAAAUUCAAAUACGUUGGCAACAUGCACGGAGAUGAGACCGUGUCCCGACAAGUUCUGAUCUACCUGGUGGAGUAUUUGCUGCAGCGAUAUGGCGACGAUCAGCGGGUCACUGAGCUGGUCGACAACACGGACAUUUAUAUCAUGCCUAGCAUGAACCCUGAUGGAUUUGAGAAGUCUGUCGAGGGGGAUUGUAUGGGCAAAGAUGAGGGUCGGUAUAAUGCCAAAAACAUUGACCUCAAUAGAAGUUUCCCAGACCAGUUUGAUGAAAUACACGUGAAAGCAGAAGACAUCCCUGAAGGUGCUGCUGUCAUGAGAUGGAUACUGGAGAACAAAUUUGUACUUUCUGGGAAUUUGCAUGGUGGUACUGUGGUGGCCAGUUAUCCCUAUGAUGACUCCGCUUCCCAUAAAACUGAUGGCACCUACAGCAAGUCCCCCGAUGAUUCUCUCUUUAAAUACUUGGCGCUGGUUUACGCAGAAAAUAAUCCUGUCAUGAAAACAGGACAGCCAAAAUGUGAGGAAAGCAUGGCCGAGACCUUCCCGGAUGGUAUUACUAAUGGAGCAAAGUGGUAUGAUGUGUCAGGAGGAAUGCAGGAUUAUAAUUACUUGAAGGGCAACUGUUUUGAAAUCACUAUGGAGCUCAGCUGCUGCAAAUACCCACCCUCAUCUCGACUAAGAACUGAAUGGGACAACAAUCGGGAGUCUCUGCUGGCCUACAUGGAAAAGAUUCACAUCGGAGUACGUGGCAAUGUCAUAGCAGCCAGGAAUGGAGCCCCUCUUUCAGAUGCAGUGAUAAUGGUUGCAGGCAUUAAUCACAAUGUGAGCACCGCACGCUUUGGUGAAUACUAUCGCCUGCUGCUACCCGGCACCUACAACAUCACAGCCAUAGCCCCGGGCUACAUACCCAUGUCUGUGGUUGGUAUGGAGGUGAAAGAAGGCAGAGCCACCGAACUAAACCUCACCCUUGUGCCCGAAACUGAUGUGAAUCCCACCACCCCUUCAAUCCCAGACUCCCCCACUGCCACCUCCACCAACAGCUCCAGUGCAGACACCAGCAGCCCUGGUGCAGAUUCAGUGGAGAAAGAGCAGAGCUCCAACCUCGCGAUUCAGCCCCAGGACUUCCGCCACCAUCACUACAAUGACAUGGAGCUGUUCCUUCAGAAGUUCAGCUCUGAAUACAGCUCCAUCACACGCCUUUACUCCAUUGGCAAGUCCGUGCAGGGGCGUCUCCUGCGGGUCAUGGAGAUCACUGAUAACCCCGGUGUCCAUGAGUUAGGAGAACCAGAAUUUAAAUACAUUGGCAACAUGCACGGCAAUGAGGUGGUUGGCCGAGAACUGCUACUCAAUCUUAUCGAGUACCUCUGCCGAAACUACGGCAGUGACCCUGAGGUCACCCAGCUUGUGGACUCCACACGAAUACACAUCAUGCCUUCCAUGAACCCGGACGGAUACGAAGUGUCUCAGGAGGGAGAUAUCAGUGGCAUCCAGGGCCGUAACAACAGUAACAAUUUCGACCUGAACCGAAACUUUCCUGAUCGCUUCAAUUUCAUCACGGAUCCCAGACAGCCAGAGACCAUUGCAGUCAUGAACUGGGUGAAGAGCUACCCAUUUGUGCUGUCUGCCAACCUUCAUGGAGGCUCCUUGGUGGUGAAUUAUCCAUAUGAUGAUAAUCUAGAGGAUGUUAUUGGCUACAGCAGGUCAUCAGAUGAUGUUGUAUUUAAGAUGUUGGCUCUCGCGUACUCCGAGGAAAACACUCAAAUGCAUAACGGUAACCCUUGUCCAGAAAUGGAUCCAGAGUUUUUUGCAGAUGGUAUCACCAAUGGGGCUGCAUGGUACAACGUCCACGGGGGUAUGCAGGACUGGAACUACAUCAAUACUAACUGCUUUGAGGUGACCAUCGAAUUGGGCUGUUACAAGUAUCCACUAGCAGCAGAUCUGCCAAAGUACUGGAAUGAAAACCGUAGAUCGCUUCUGCAGUUUAUGCAUCGGGUCCACAGAGGAUUUAAGGGGAUGGUGAUUGACAGCAAGGAUGGGUCUGGCAUCCCCAAUGCGACCAUCACCGUGGAGACGAUUGAUCACCCUGUCACAACUAACGUUGCAGGGGACUACUGGCGCUUGCUAGUUCCAAAAACAUACCGCGUGACUGCAUCUGCCCAAGGCUACGUCUCAGUUAGCACCUACGCCACUGUGCCUGAAAAUGGGGUAGAGAUUGUUAACUUCACACUGACCCGGAUUAACACCAACGCAAACGGGCGGAUGACAGAAGAUGCCUCGUCGGUUCAGGACCCCACCGUGAAAGAGUUUGAAAGUCUCAUAAAGCAGCUGUCAGGAGAAUCCGGUCUGGAUGAGCUGAUCAAGAACACUCCCACCCAGAGCAGCUUCCGCUACCGGCGAUACAGCGAGGUUUCCGAGUUCCUGCGGGGCCUCACCCUGAAUUUCCCAGAGAUUACCUCACUUCACAGUCUUGGUCAGAGUGUGGAGUUUCGAACUAUAUGGGCUCUGGAGAUCUCAAACAACCCUAAAGUCCAAGAACCAUCUGAACCCAAGAUUCGCUUUGUGGCGGGCAUUCAUGGCAAUGCCCCAGUGGGCACAGAGUUGCUUCUAGAGUUUGCUGCAAGUCUCUGCAUCAACUACGGAAAGAACGCUGCCAUCACCAGACUGAUCAAUGAGACUAGAAUUGUUAUCCUGCCGAGCAUCAACCCAGAUGGGCGUGAGCUGGCAAAAGAGAACGACUGCAACUCCACUGCUGGCAUGACCAACGCCCACGGCAAAGACCUCAACAAUGAUUUCUUUGGUAAUGCAUCUCAGCGUGCUGGGGAGCUUCAGCCGGAGACACGAGCUGUGAUGGAUCUUAUACAAGAAAGGGGCUUUACUCUCUCUGUGGCUCUAGAUGGAGGCUCUCUAUUGGUCACAUACCCAUAUGACAAACCAGUGCAACCUGUUGAAAAUGAUGAUACUUUGAGAUAUUUGGCUACAGUGUAUGCCAGCCAUCAUCCCACAAUGCACUUGGGCAAUACUGGGUGUUCAAACAACGGCCAAAUGGGCAUCAUCCCUGAUGGUGUAUUAAGAGCAGCAGAGUGGCACAGUCACAUGGGCAGCAUGAAGGACUUCAGCGUAGACUUUGGUCACUGUCCUGAAAUCACUGUCUACACCAGCUGCUGCCUGUUCCCUACGGCUGAAAUGCUGCCCACGCUUUGGGCUGAGAACAGGAAGUCACUGCUGAGAAUGCUGGUAGAGGUGCAUAAAGGAGUUCGUGGAGUGGUCAAGGAUAGGAACGGUAAGCCCAUUGCGGGCGCUAUGAUAGUGUUGAAUGGUGCUGUGCGAGUAUUCACCAGUGAGGGAGGGUUCUUCCAUGCCCUUCUUGCUCCAGGUUUACACAACAUUGAAGCGGUAGCUGACGGCUACCAGCAACAGUCACAGAAGGUGUCUGUGUCACAGUUUGAAGCAGCAAGUACCAUUAUUAUCGAGUUUGACAUGGAGAACAAUAUAUUUGGCCUGCCAAGAGAAUUAGUUGUGGCAAGUGCAGCUGCGGCAAUGACGGCUCUGGUCAUCACGGCCUGCAUCAUCUGGUGCGUCUGCUCAGCCAAGUCAAACCGACAAAAGGACGGAUUCCAUCGGCUACGGCAGCACCGUGAUGACUAUGACGAUGAGAUUCGUCUCACAUCUAUGGGGUCCAAAAAGUCUCUUUUGAGCAACGAAUUUCAGGACGAGAGUGAAAGUGAUGAGGAUACACUAUACACAAACAAACUUUGAAAGCUUGCUUUCUCCACUGCCCUGAGUCUCUCUACUGCCCUUAGAGGGCCUGUAGAGGGCGCUCAUCUUAAUGACCAGCAGCAUAACCAUCCAAACGGUUAACAACCACCACGGGAUGCACUUUAAUGCCCUAGAGGGAUCGGGAAUCGUUUUUGCACCGUAGUGCAUGCAACUUACCCCCCUACAACAUGCUCUCGACCGGACUGCUUGUUGAUCUGGGUCUAUGUUACAUUGGUACCCUUUAAAUGGAAAUUGAACAGCUAGAGUCCAUCCAUGCAUAAAUCUCUACAGGAUUAUGAAACACUGUGCCUUGUUAGGUUAGAGGUUGUGUGGUGGUUGUAAUGUAAGGAUGAGAAUUUUAUAAUAUAAAUUCAUUUUUUGCUCCCUUCAAGUCGACAUCAGGAAUCGAUCCAUCUUGAAUUCUGAUUUACUCAUAGGCUUCAUUUUAUUUUGUGAAAAAGGAUGUAGACUGAUGUUUGAAUGAUCCGUAACAUUUCACAUUGCGCUGUUGUUUAUGAGAUUAUGGUAUUUUGUUCAAUUACAGUAUGCAUUCGUUAUGCAUGUCUCAGUCUGAGAUAUUCAGUUUGCCCAGGGUGUUAGCAGCGUUUCAGAUAUAGAGCUUUUAGAUUAUAUGUAAAGUUAAGCAAUCUCAUUAUGGUUUCUGUUUAUGCAUCUGCACAGUGGUCACAUAAAAUGUGCAGACAAACGCAUUCACUUCCUUGCUAUUUCUCCUCUGUUGUUUUGGCAUUUAGGGACAUGGUGAAGCAUUAAGAAUGAUUACCCCAUACCAGGGACAUGAUAGUGAUAGGCAGAUGUUAGGAUGUGUUUUUCAAUUUGUUUGUGUUUAAAGUGCACUCUUGUGGCCCCUGUUUCAUUAAUUUUUAAGAAUGUAUUUAUUCUUUGUUUUAAUGCCCGUCCAAUAUCAGGUUUAGUUUGCUCACUGGUUCUAAGGCAUAGCAAACAUUUGAAAAUGAAAUAGAUCAGAGAACUAAUUUAUGUGACUGACAUGCAUAAAUGUUAUUUGCAAUUUAGCAAGUAGAAGGAUGUUGCCAUAUGGUGUGUGUUUGAGUGUCAGUGGAGGUGGAAAGUGUGCUCUAUAUCAGAUUUUUCAUAAAACUUGUUUGAAACACAAGUAAUCGUUUGUGAACAUGCAAUUCUCAUGUCUUAUUUGUGUCCUGGUUUUGUGUGUAUGUAAGAGUUACCAGGUGUGUUUUAAGCACUCAUUAAGCACCGCACAGCUAGAUGAGUGUGACACAUUUACACAGUUCGGUGUUGCUCGAUGAUCUGAAUCCAUAGAACACCCUGUGGUGUCUGCCUGCUAUGUGCUGGCAGAUUCUCACGUCAUUGCUGAACAGCUCCUAAAUUACAUUUAUCCUAAAGAAGAUGGGAUAGAGAAGAGAAGCGUUUAGUCAUUGAUCAGCACAUGCUGUUUCAUAACAUUGUAAAAUACUAAAUGCUUUUAAAGGAGAAAAGCAACAAACACCUCAUUACACACAUAUCAAAACGUAAUAACAUUUUUAAUCAUUCACGUCAUUUUUUGCCUGAUUGAUCACUUCUACAUGUCAAAUGAUGAUAACUGGGAGAAUUAGGUUUAUAAUUUGAUUCGUUGUGGAACCGGUUACAAACUAAAUCUGAAUUUGAUCGGCUUGAUGUUGAUUAUCAUGCUUGAAUGUAAAUUACAGGGUGUGUUUGAACAAAAAUGUCUGACUUUUCUAUGUCUGUGCUGAUGUUUAUUUUUUUCUUUUAUACAACAACGAUUGUAGAUAUUGAAUUGUUGCCAACUAUAUGUAAAUUACACAAGUGCAAUUUCUGUCGAGUGAAAGAACUCCGCAAAUUAUCCUGUCUCCAGUUUAUUUUCUGAAAUGAAUGGUGUCUAAUAUGGAGGACUAAACCUGCAAAAAUUAUAAAUAAAUGAAUGUAUAAAUA